Molecule: messenger RNA, 1344 nt
Organism: Epithele typhae
Lineage: Eukaryota; Fungi; Basidiomycota; Agaricomycetes; Polyporales; Epitheliaceae
Product: FAD/NAD(P)-binding domain-containing protein
Exons: 6
Coding region: 1-1344 (447 amino acids)
Cellular component (GO): mitochondrion
Molecular function (GO): sulfide:quinone oxidoreductase activity; FAD binding
Source: RefSeq, a predicted model, not a curated record
AUGUUCGCGCUCAGGUCCAAGGCUCUCGCCAAGUCCACCCACACCGUGGCGAGGUGGGCGAGCACCGCAGCGGAAAAGGACAGCUACAAGGUCGUCGUCAUUGGUGCAGGUACCGGCGGUCUCAAUGUCGCCAACCAAAUUUACAACCGCUUCAAGAGCGCGGGGAAGGCUUUGAACGCGGGUGACAUUGCUAUCGUCGACGCUGCAGAAUACCACUACUACCAGAACUCAACCGCGCACAGGACACUUGUUGGCUCGGGCCUGAAGCAGAAGGAGGAGAUGCGUCGGCCUAUGUCCGACCUCAUCCCUUCGCACCUUGCCCACAUUGUUGAGAACGUCAAGACCUUCGAGCCCAAGUCCAACUCCGUCACGACUACCUCCGGCCGCAAGAUUGGGUACGAGUCUCUCGUCGUUGCUGCCGGUAUCCAGGUCAACUGGUCUGCCAUCCCCGGCCUUGAGAAGGCCCUCGCGGAUCCGAGCUCGGGUGUGUCUUCCAUCUACUCCUACAACACGGCGGACAAGACAUGGAAGGACAUCGACGCUCUCCGCUCGGGCAAGGCGAUCUUCACCCAGCCCGCAGGUGUGAUCAAGUGCGCCGGAGCUCCCCAAAAGAUCAUGUGGAUGGCCUGGGACCGCUACCAGCGCACUGGACGCGGUGACAACAUCUCCAUCGACUUCUACACCGGCAUGCCGACCAUGUUCAGCGUCAAGAAGUACUCCGACGCCCUGAACAAGAUGCGAGAGGAGCGCGGUGUCGGCGCGCAGUUCGUCCGCAAUCUGACGAGCAUCGACGCUGCGGCGCACAAGGCGACGUUCAAGACCGCAGACGGCUCCGUUGACGUCGAUUACACCCUCCUGCACGUCACUCCGCCCAUGGGCCCGCUCGAGACGCUGAAGAGCUCACCGCUCGCGGACGAGGCUGGCUGGGUCGCCGUGGACCAGGCGACGUUGCGGCACACGAACCCGGAAUAUGGGAACGUGUGGGCUCUGGGCGACUGCUCGAGCCUGCCCACGAGCAAAACUGCGGCUGCGAUCACGGCGCAGGCUCCCAUCUUGACCGAAAACCUGUUCUCGGUCGUUGACACCGGCAAAGUGACAAAGGCGGCGUAUGACGGAUACACCAGCUGCCCUCUUCUCACUGGCUACAACCAGCUCAUGCUUGCGGAGUUCAAGUAUGGCCUUGAGCCCAAGGAGUCGUUCGCGAGCUUUUUCGGCGACCAGGCCGUCCCCCGCCUGCCUUACUACUUGCUGAAGAAGGACUUGUUCCCCUACGUGUACUGGAAUUAUAUGGUUAAGGGCACAUGGUUCGGUGCAUCUGGCUGGACGCGCCCCGAUUUCUCGUAA